CGAUUCCCACGUCCGCUAAGGACCGCAGCAGACUCCUCCAAGUCCAUCAUCCGCCAUUAGGCUUCCAGCUCAAGCAUCUAGCAAGCAGAGGCCGAUCGAGCUGGGAGUAGUGAUUCGACCAUCUGGGUCCCCAGCGCUUUGAUUGAUCGAAGCUUCGUGUUUCAUAUCACUGAGAUCUAGCCAUGGCGGCGGCCAACUCCACGAACAACAACAUGCUACAUGUGGUAAAUGCAGAAUCCAACAGCGAAGGCAGCCGCGACAGCAGAAGAGUUGCUACUAAUAGUACGAGGGAUGACGCCGUUGCUGGUUUUGCGCGCGGAGGAGGAGCCGGCGGCGAGCGGAUCCAACGCAGGCAGGUGGCGUCGGCGAGGAGGGCGGAAUACGUAGAGGUGGAGAACAUCAACGAGGAGGCGGACGCGUUCAUCAGGCGAUUCAGGCAGCAGCUCCACCUGCAGCGCCUGCAAUCCAUCGAGAAUUACAACCAGAUGCUCGCUCGAGGCCUCUGAGUUACCACGUCGAUUUGAUCUUUCGUGUUUGCUUUAAUAUGUUUUUAUUCAUAUUUUUAUUAGCCACGUAUCUGCAUUGGUUUAAUAUAUAAGCAUGUGAUUAUGAGUGCUUAAAAAGGAAAAAUAAAUAUUUAAAAAGGUAAAUAUAUAAGUACCCAUUCA
Messenger RNA from Zingiber officinale, 668 nucleotides. RefSeq lists its product as uncharacterized. The coding region runs from base 183 to 506 and encodes 107 amino acids. The record is from RefSeq and is a predicted model, not a curated record. NCBI's taxonomy places the organism in Eukaryota, Viridiplantae, Streptophyta, Magnoliopsida, Zingiberales, Zingiberaceae. The transcript has a single exon.